Molecule: messenger RNA, 1381 nt
Organism: Lolium rigidum
Lineage: Eukaryota; Viridiplantae; Streptophyta; Magnoliopsida; Poales; Poaceae
Product: protein IQ-DOMAIN 6-like
Exons: 4
Coding region: 1-1308 (435 amino acids)
Molecular function (GO): protein binding
Source: RefSeq, a predicted model, not a curated record
AUGGGCGGGUCGGGGAAGUGGAUCAAGUCGCUGGUGGGCAUCAAGGCGCCUCCGGCGUCGGCGUCGUCCUCGGGCGAGGCGGCGGGGAAGGGCCGGAAGUGGACCCGGCUGUUCCGGAGCAACUCGUCCUCCGCCUCCAGAUCGGGCUCCGGCGCGGGCGCAGGCAGCGCGUCGCCGUACGACACGUCGUCGGCGUCGUCCGCCAGCGCGCUCAGCUCGGUCGCCGCCGCCGUGGCGCGCGCGCCGCCGGCGGACUUCCGCGUGAUCCGGCAGGAGUGGGCCGCCGUCCGCGUGCAGGCCGCCUUCCGCGGGUUCCUGGCGCGGCGGGCGCUGAAGGCGCUGCGGGGCAUCGUGCGGCUGCAGGCGCUGGUGCGCGGCCGGCUGGUGCGCAGGCAGCUCGCCGUCACGCUCACCCGCAUGCAGGCGCUGCUAAGGGUGCAGGAGCGCGCCAUGGAGCGCCGGGCGCGACGCUCGGCGGACGCCGGGGACUCGCGAUCACAGGACGCGCUCAGCGACCGCAGCGGCCGUGUCGAACAUGCCAGGGAGGCAGAGGAACAAUGGUGUGACAGACAAGGUUCUAUCAACGAAGUAAAAUCAAGAAUGCAGAUGAAGCAUGAGGGCGCAGUGAAGAGACAAAGAGCAAUUGCUUAUGCUCAUUCGCAACAGCGGCGGAUUGCGAAAUACAGUGGAAGGCCAAGCUCCCCUGCUAGCUCUCUCAGGAACCACGAGUCUUAUGUAGAAGGGUGGAUGGCAACAAAACCUUGGGAGAGCAGGCAUAUGGAUGCAAACCUCGGUGAAUCCCAUCGUCUACGGAACUAUGAGGAGAUGAACUCAGAAGGUUCAAAAUUUUCUGAUGCUAGUUCCAUUAAGAUCAGAAGAAAUGAUGACACAACCAGAGUGGAAGCAAAGCCUCCUCCGGUGGCCUCACCUUCAUCUUCAGACUAUGGAUGUGAUGAGUGCUUUCAGUCUACAUCUUCAUUAACUCCAGAGUCUGCUACCAACACCUUGGCAUCAGAAGAAAGAUCGGACAGUGGUCAUGGCGUUGGAGAGCCGAGUUACAUGAGCUUGACCAAGUCUGCCAAGGCAAGGCUGGACGGUUGCAGCGGCAGUCGUAGAGGGAAAUUUCAGAUACAGAGACAGCGUUCUGGGGGCAUGCCUUAUUACAGAAGAGUGGCACUCUCUUCAUUGGACUUGGAAAGCAACACCGGCUCAGAUAUAUCGGCAGCCACAAGGAGUCUGAACAACAUGUCACUGAAAGGCCGGAGCAUGACAAGAAGCUUGGACAAGGAGAAUGAGAACUGGUUCUGACAUUGUUUAUCUGCUAUGUACAAACUAAUAGGCACCUUAUAUAUUUAAGUCAAGCUUCUUCCAGCUUUCGUAU